AUGCGGAAGUUCAAUGGGAAGCAGCCCACUGACAAGAGUGCCUCCGUUGAUGCGUUCAUGGCGUAUGUCUACUUUAAUCUGGCUGAACCUUUAGCUGAGACAGCUCCCGUUGAAGAAGUCAGUGGUGCUGCUCUUGCAUCAUCUGGAGCUGCUGAAUCUGACUUGCCGAAAUCGCUCCUUGGAGGGGAUGUGGAUUACAGUGCGAAGACGUUCAGCCAAACUAGCCCCGUAGCAGCGCUGGAACUCAUGAAUGGGGUGCCCAAAGAUAGUGGCAUGCAGCCUCGCCAUUUGCAACACAUGAGCAUGGAAGCCUUCUAUGAGCUAUACUUGUUGUGGGGCAGUGGAAAUGGUGACACCCGUGAUGAUUUGGCCAAGAGCCGUUGCUUCUCCCUUGUGUAUGAAGAGCGCUGGAAGGGUUUGCUCCAAUUCAGGGAAACCAGUCAGCAUACCACACUUCAGAAUGAACGAGAUCAGCUUGAACAUGCUCAAAGCCAACACAUCCGAAAUGUCAGACACUACAGGAGUGCUCAGUCGCGGCUCAACACCAUGAGUGAAAUCUCAACUGCUGCAGGGCAGGGUGGGAGCAGUGCUUGCAUUCUUAAGCUUGACAUUGUAGUUGAAAGCUACUUUGUGUUGGAACCUGAUGUCCCAAAGGACAGUUCGACAGAGGUGACAUGCAUUCUCCGGGCACUUGACCAGGCAAAGGAAAUCUUGGAUGCACGUGGUGUGGCCAUGCCAUCGCACCUUUGCAUAGAGGACUUUGUCAACAUCAUUCAUCAGAAGAUCAAGCCAUCUCGGAAGCGAGAACUCAGGGCAGAGAUUCUCACAGGCAGCCUGAAUUGGAAGGCCUACUAUGAUCAGUACGACAUCUACAUGAGUGGGUUGGACCUGCCACUCUAUGAUGACAAGUCUGGGGAUUCAUGGACCCCGACAGAGAUCCCGGAUGAAACUUGGUGCCAUUUUGCUGAGAAACUUGUCAUGCCUUUGACAGCCCUGCCCCGCAACAUGCUUUCAGAUCGAGCUCGCAAAGAGUGGGAACGAUUUGCACCUGGACCAGUCCAAGCUGUUUCAGUAGCCCCUGUGAAGAAGGAUCUUGAUGACCAACCACAAAAGAAGAGGGGGAGACCUCCAAAGGAUCCAAACCAGCCAGCGAAGAGGAGGGGGCGCCGUCCCAAGAACCCUCCUGCCCAGAUUCAAGAGGCGAGUGGCGCAGCUGAAUGCCCCUUUGUGGAGCAAUCUUCGGUGGCUGCAGUUGCGGUGCCACCACCUGAGCAAGCUGAUCCAGUGGUCGUGCCGGCAGGGGCUGAGCCAAUGGUUGACCCAGGGGUUCUGCCAGACCUACCAACCCGUGCUACCUUUGCUGGGAGAACCAAGCUUGGAUCUGAAGAUUUCCAACAGCAAUGGGAAUGUCGGAGAUUGAUGUUCUACAAGAAUGUCCCCAAAGAGAUGUGGAAAGAUAAUGUUGAGCGUGAGUUCUGGUCCAUGUGUUCUGCUGCUGGGGACAAUGAUGUUGGCUUGAAGAAAUUCCUUGAGAAAAGAGGUCAUGCACCUGCUGCUGCAGCCCAGGCACCCAAGGCCAGUGCAAAGCAGAAGGCAAAGGCCAUGGUCAAGAAGCCUUCCACGAAGAUUCCUGGUCGUGGACGUGGACGUGGGAGGGGUUGUCUGAAAAACAAACGGCCUUGUAAGUAG
Messenger RNA from Cladocopium goreaui, 1689 nucleotides. The record is from the annotation of a GenBank genome assembly. Lineage: Eukaryota; Dinophyceae; Suessiales; Symbiodiniaceae.